AGAUCAAUGACAUUUAUACUGAGCAGUCUCCUCCUGGUGGGGACUUGUGUACUGGAAGUAGCGGGAACUAACCUUCUGGGAAAUGGAGACUUUGAGGCGGGUACCCUGGGGACUUACUGGAGGAAGUCGGGAUGUUCUUGGGCCAUAAGCACCUCAGAGAAACGUGGAGGAGCGCAGAGUGUCCACAUCACCGGGAGGUCAAAUAACUGGGGAGGACUUGGCUAUUUUAUUCAACCACCUGAUGUCACUUCUGGUAAAUUGUACGCUUUCGUUGGACACAUCAAAUUGGAGAAUCUUGCGGCUGGUCACUUGUAUCACGAGGUGAUGGUGAAGCUAAGAAUAGAAAAGCUCGACGGAAGUAAAACUUACUCCAAUCUCAGCAUACACCCUCGACUUCGACCAGGAUCCUGGGAAGAGGUGGGAGGGGACGUCAAACUCCCAAGCAAUGUCAAAGAAGUCAAGAUCUAUAUCCAAAUUGAGGAAAAGGAAGUUAGUUAUUUCUUUGAUGACGCAAGCCUUGUGGAGCUCGUACCGGACCCGGACUGGAGGUCAAAAGCUGAGUCCAACAUUGACCUGAACCGCAAGGUCACUCUCGAUAUCCUUGUAAAAAAGGUCAGAGGAAUCAAGUUGAAAGAUUUCACGAUAGAGGUUGAGCAGAAGCGAAGUGAGUUUGGACACGGUACAGCUCUUCAGGCGAAGCUAUGGACCAACUCAAGUUAUUCUGUCUUCAAAGACUUUGUGUACGAUACGGUUAAACCGGAGUGGGGUGUGUUGAUAAAUGCUCUCAAGUGGAAGGGCAUGCGAUGGAGCGAGAGCACCCUCAGGUUUGACGAUGCUGACGCAACUAUCAGUGACCUGCUGGAUCACGGGUUGUCAGUACGUGGUCACAACGUGUUCUGGAGUGUGGAGAAAUGGGUCCCCGAUUGGGUGCGGAGCGUAACGGAUCCAGCCGAGAUGGUGACAAAAAUCGACGAUAGAAUCAGUGAAGCUAUCAAUCUUACCAAAGGGAGGCUGGCUCAUUGGGAUGUCAACAACGAGAACCUGCACGACGACUUCUUUGAGAGGACGACCGGGAAUAUCAACAUUACCAUGGAUAUGUUCCGGGAUGUGCACACGGCUGAACCGAACACACAACUCUUCCUUAACGAUUUUGGUGUCGUAAACCAGGGCAGGUACACAACGGCACUUAAGAACCAAGCCAGGAGUUUUGUGGAUGCACAAGUACCUAUCCAUGGUAUUGGGGUUCAAAGUCAUCUCGGGUCAACCGACGUCGACAUGACCCAACUCAAGUACCGUCUAGAUAAGGUGGCCGAGGCCGGUCCGCCGAUCUGGGUGACGGAGUUGUCCAUCGCGGGAUCCAACUUCACGGCAAAGGCACAGGCCCUGGAGGACGUGAUGACCAUGUAUUUUAGUCACAAGAAGGUGGCAGGCGUCAUUUUAUGGGGAUUCUGGGGUGCAUCUCUCAAGUGGCCAGCUAGCACCGAUGCGACACCAACGGUUGCUGUGAACAAAGCAGGUCAGAAGUAUAUGGAUCUUGUCAACACCGCAUGGAGAACAAACUGGAGUGCAAAGUUGAAAAACUACAAGAACCAGAGGUAUUUCAAGGGAGACUACUCCAUCAAAGUAAAGAAGAAUAACGUUACACUAAAGACCAUUAACUUCAAUCUUGUGAAAAACCGAAAGCUGAAAUUAAAGGUUAAAGGAACAACUGCCUCUCCAAAGAUAUCCGUGAACCUCAAGUGAAUCUACAUUGUCCUUCACCCCGCCACCGGAUGUGCUUAAACAGACAUUUUCACUAGCUUCGGGGAAAUGAAGAAAGGACAUUUGAAAUGCGAAAGUUAUAAACAAAUAAACGUCCAAUGCUUUAACUUGAAACAAGUACAAAAAGUGUAAAAUAACAUGGACCAGUUAAAGGGAGGUCUUAUUCGGCAUUAUUCCAAUAAAAUCUCUUUCGUUCCUUCCACUUACAUAAGCCUUAAGGAAACAAACACAACUAAAAAAUUGAAUAUAUAGUGUUCUUGUUGUUUCUGGGUAUUUUUCGACAUUGACUGUUUUGUUGAAAAUAGGCGAACUUCGAGAUUUAAUUCCAAAGUACCAAAUAUCGAGAAUCACCAUACAUCAACUUGAACUGCAAUUUUACCAAUCGUAUGGGUGAAGUCAAGAACUAUGCUAGAAAAAAUUAAUUUAUUGGGCUCCUCUCAUAUUUCAAUAUCUAGGUAAAGCAAAGUGAAUAUCAGUUUGUUUAUCUUUACAUGUUGCUUAACAUAUUCAUUCAACCUCCACGGCAUGUACCUACUACGGCAAACAGCAUAGCUA
Molecule: messenger RNA, 2316 nt
Organism: Mizuhopecten yessoensis (Yesso scallop)
Lineage: Eukaryota; Metazoa; Mollusca; Bivalvia; Pectinida; Pectinidae
Product: anti-sigma-I factor RsgI6-like
Exons: 13
Coding region: 7-1743 (578 amino acids)
Biological process (GO): carbohydrate metabolic process
Molecular function (GO): hydrolase activity, hydrolyzing O-glycosyl compounds
Source: RefSeq, a predicted model, not a curated record